AGGCGAUAUUUUUGGCGGAGGGAGGGGCGGUCAGCUCGGAAGGUCGGAAACCACUCAGGUCCAGAAGUGCUGAUUUUAGAAAAGGGGAGCACUAGUGCGACGAUCUUCAAAAACCUCUCCAAGUCACAAGGGUAGGUGCCGGUGCCCUCCCUUUCUCUCAACGACGACGACGCCAACUGGAUGGGCACUCGUGGGGACAUGGAAGACGUCGAUGCCGAUGCCGAGGCAGGCCUCGCGAUGGCUCCCUCGCCGGCCCUGUCAUUGCAGCCGUAUUUCACCUUGCCGUUCGCGUUGCACCUCCGGCCGCUGCCCCACGUCAGCUUUCUGGCGGAGCGAUCUUCAGGUCGAGCAAGGGACGAUGGCGAUGGAGGCGGACCGCUUUCUUCGGAGGACAAUCUGUCGGCAUCGUCUUCGUCUGCCUCCUCCUCGCGCUCAUCUGCCUCUGGCUCCUCUUCUACUGACGGGAGAAGGAAGAGAUUGAGCGGGGCUGGCGACAGUGGCCGUGGUGGUCAGAGGGCUGGCACACACAAGCUCCGGCCCCAUGUGCAGGCCCCACCGCCCCACUCGCUGGACGUCAUGUCCAUCCUUAUGGAGCGAACACGCCUGCUCGAGGCCAUCGAGCCCUUGGCUGAAGUCAUCAAGAUGCUCGAGGACGUGGACGACGACAAGGAAUUCACCAGGCUCAGGCGCUUCUUUGACGCCCGCUUUGACGACGAGGGCAAUCUGAUCGGACCGGGAGGCCGUGACAAGUCCAGCGCAUCGUCGCCGACCAAGAAGGGCUUCAAAGGAUUUGGGAUGGGAAGGACCAAGAGCAAGUCGGAGAGGCCUCAGCAGCAACGCAAAGAAUCGACGGCUUCUUCUACGGCAGCCGCAUUCUUGUGGAAGAAGCGACCAUCGACACUUCGACAGGGCAGCGGAGGUGGCGAGGGCUCGUCAUGGAUGCGAGCACUGUCUCCAGAGGGACAACAACAACGGAAGCUGAGCCACAGCAGCGGCAACAAUCUCAGCUUGGGAGCUCUAGGGCAGGGAAGGGACCGCCGACCUUCAUUCCGAGUAGAUGGGCUUGAGCAAGAUAUCGCAGAGGGGCAAGUAGGUGACGAAAAAGGAGAUGAAGAAGUCAUUGAGGAUGGAGAGUCGAUCAGCGUGCAUUCACCGCCACCCUCCUCGCCCAGUCGCCUGAAAAUGGGCACUUCGCCGCCUGGGCGAUUAGGAGCGCUCAGAGGUGGGCCCGCCUCGCAAGCAAAGAGAAACAGAUCGCCCAUGAAGGCGCCAGAAAUUGUCGCAAAGAGAAAGAAACGUAGGGCUGUCCGAUUCAACGUGCGCCUGGAUUUGCACCACGUUGGAUUGGCUCCGCCACCGCCUCCACAGCCCAAGCGUGCAAGGUCGAGGAGCAAGACGACGGGUUCCAUGGCAUCGCGAAGCAGCAUCGCAAGGCAGCAUCAGCAACAGCAGCAUCAGCAACAACAUUUGCUUGUCUCGUCUGAUCAUUUCGCCACCUCGCCUUCCGACAGAUCAUCCGCACACAACGGCUAUGGAGAUGGCGCACCGCUGGAAAAAGUCACGAGCCCAGAGAGCGUCCAUUCGACCCGCUCUCUGGGUCAACUUAGUGAGGAGAAUAGUGGCAGCCAUGAUAGCGGUGAGCAGCACCAAGGCCGCUUGAGGGCCCGGAAGACAGCGUCGAGGACCGCAAACAGGAGCCUGCCGUUCGGAAGCCCGCCUCGCAACCCAUCCAAGCUCGGUGGCGACGCGACAGCCGCAGGAGAGAGUGGUACAGGGGCCCCUGUUCGCAGCGUGCCUGCAGAUGCGCCAACUCCCAGAUUGAGAGAAGCGCACGAUUCGGACCGCGAGGCUGGAGAAACUUCCGAAGGACCCAGCUCCUCUGCGUCGCAUGGCGGCCAGCGAAGGACAAGCCGCAAGAGUAGUGGGUUGACCGGCCUCUUUGGCGGUGGAAAGGACCCGACCGGCAACCGAAGACCUUCGAUGAUCCAGCGUCUGAUGGGAGUGGGCAGGGCCAAGCCAGAAGCCGCAAUGAACAAGAGCAACACGAGCUUGGCUCUCGUUUCCAAUACCAGCAGCGAGGCGCUUGGUGGCCCGGCUCUGUCAUCCUCAGCAGAGCAGGCUGAUAAUGCAGGCGCGAAGCUACAAAAGCAAAUGCCGUCCCUGCCCAGUCUUCAGGUCCCACCACCCAGCUUUGCUACCGAUGGCGUGUCGCCCACAUCGCAUGGUCCACCUACGCUUGACUCUAGCGCAACGCUGAUGGGUCAAACGUCCGAGGGAGAGGGAAUGCAGACGACAGAAAAGGCCGUGGGCAUGGCCAGAGGGCGAUCAAAGACGAUACACUCGGAAUGGUCCAACGAAGAGGCGCUCGAUCUCGGCGACGACGAGCUCGAAGGCAGCAUGGGUGGCUCCUCUGCUGGCUGGAGCCGAUCGAUGCGAUCUAGCUUUGGUGCAACGAGCAGCCUCCCGUUCCGAGGGAGGGCCUCGUCUGGAGGUACGGCUGCAACAGGAGCACCGGCCUCUGGCUGGAUGGCGUGGUCAGUGCCAAAAGGAGACCCUGGCAUCGGCGGUGCCGGCGGAGGUGCAACCGGUCUGAUGCUGGAGCCCGAACUCAGACCAGUUCAAGAAGGUCGUGCCUUUGACUCUGACUCGGUCUUUUCCGGACGGAGCGGCCAGCCCGAGGGCUCGUUUCGUGUCUUUUCGGACGGCGACGAAGAAGAGGAAGACGAGGAGGACGAUGACUUUGAUGGGUUCGACCAGGAUCACGGACGGGGCGAUGCCGUCCUCUCUUCCUGGGUUGGCCGAAGCGAUUUCUUGUCACUCCUUCGUCUUGCUUCCGAAAAAGCUUUGAGCCUAGCCGCGAGGUCCCCAGACAAGGCGGCCAUACCUAGCGAAAAGGCGCUUGGCAAGAAACCCGAAGGCGAGGUGACGCCUCAGCAGGAGACCACGCGGCCCAAUUCCAUCGAGCUCGAUCGCGAGGAAAUGGCUGAUGCGCUUCUCGAAGCAACGAUGGGGCAGAGCGUGGGUCCAAAGGGUCUCGACGCGGAGGAUGGUUGGUGGCCCUGCGGGUCCGCUGAUCCGCUCCCUAUUGCGUUCGCAUGCGCGCUGGCUGAGGCACUUGGAUGGCAGGGCGUGAUGCGCCUUUGCUAUGGGAAGGGCAGUCUCUGCGCUCGUUCCGGUGACUUUGGGCCCUUGGGACGGGCUGCCGAUAUUAACGACAAGCAAAAAGAGGACAGCGAAAAGGUUGAGCGUUGGGCGAGGGACGUCUCAGCAAGCGCCUACGCAAGUCCGAGGCAGUCGGUCGCAGAUCCUGAGCUGCCGUCGGGACUCACCAACGGCCAAGGUGAAAGCGACGAGGACGAAGGCACGCGGAAUAUGCCGGAGUUGGCACCUCAGACUACGAUCGAGAGCUCGCUUGCACCUUCCGAGAGCGCAUCAACGAAAGCGGCAGUCGUUGCCGCUAGUUCAGUGCCCGCCAUUACAGAGGACGCUACAUCGACAACGGCAGCACAGGCUCUGCUCGGCAAGUGGAUGAAAAAGAAGCCCAAUAAUCGGCCCGGUCGAAGCAUGACGAUGCCUGCGGACGGUCAAGCAGCCGUUCCUGCUGCUGCUACAUCUGCUGAGAAUGCUUCUUCUGCGGGGGCUAUCGCCAGCAGUGGCGAUGAGGGUGGCAUGAGAAAGGGUGCAAAGCGCGAUCGCACAUGGGACGAUUGGAGCCGGCUCAGCGUCAGCAUGGCCUCGUGGGUGCAAGAGUACGAGAAGUGCAGGGUACGCAACGGUCUAGCGCGAGAGUAUGCCACCGAUCCGCCGUGGGCCGACGAGGAGGAAGAGCAUCAACAAGACUCCGGCUUCGUCGAAGCGAGUACUAAGCUGCCUACACGCAAGGACUCGGGCACGUCGCUUGAGGUGCCUUCCAGUGCCGGUGAGGGUAGUCUUCUCUACGCAAAUACCCCUCCGGCGCAAGCACAGGUGCCCUUGUGUGUUCGCACGGACGCGGUCCAGGGCAACCAUGGCUAUCGCAGGCGACACGGUAUUCCUGAAGGCCUACCCUUGGGCCCUGACGGUCAAGAGAUGGGCGACUACCGCUGGGCACGCAGCAAGCUGAAGCCGCGGCAUUUUGCAACGUCGAUGAUCCUUUCUACGACUUCGCUUUCGUACUUCUUCGGUCAGCUGGCCUCGUCUCCAUGGGUGCACACAUCGUCGUGGGAGCUAGAUUACCUCGAGAUGUGCGUCUUCAAGUCACCGUUCCUUGCGCAACGUUUCCCUCCGCCUGGUCCGACAAUUGCCCGCGACGACCAGUCAUUCCAACCGUCGCCGUCGUCUCCCGAAGCGGCGCGAGCGAAGCCCUGCCCCAAUCCAACGUUGGAAGGGUGGUGGAAUCCGUCAGAUUGGGUGGAGUGGCUCGGCCAGGUCAAGGAAGGCAUGAUUAUAAGCCCGGCAGUCAGCUUCCAAGCCUGGUGGACCCUUAUCGCAGCUCUCAAUGGCGCAGAUGGCUCUGGCCGAAAUUUCAACCUGCAGGUCAAAGCCUACGAUGAGCCCUUUGACCAUCUCCUCAAAGAUCAUGACUCUGUUUAUCUUUAAUUCUUCACACAAUCUUGUAAUACUUCCAGAGAUACACACACACACUCAUGAUUCUACACUACAU
Molecule: messenger RNA, 4642 nt
Organism: Acaromyces ingoldii
Lineage: Eukaryota; Fungi; Basidiomycota; Exobasidiomycetes; Exobasidiales; Cryptobasidiaceae
Exons: 1
Coding region: 238-4578 (1446 amino acids)
Source: RefSeq, a predicted model, not a curated record